AUGGCGGAUGAGAAUGAGACAGCAGUGAAGCAGGAGGAACAAGUGGAUCUAGAGGAGGAUCACGGACACUGUAGCGACUGCGAAAAUGAAGAGCAUCAUUUCGAUGAUGGGGAGAAGGGAGACACAGGGGCCAAGAAAAAGAAGAAAAAACAGAAGAAGAAGAAGGACAAGUCUGGAGGAAAGGACUCUGCACAAGACCCAAUGGCUAAAGUAAACUCUCUUCCUGCUGAGAAGCUUCAGGAGAUUCAGAAAGCCAUUGAACUUUUCUCGGUGGGACCAGGACCAGCCAAAACCAUGGAGGAGGCCUCACGCCGCAGCUAUCAGUUCUGGGAUACCCAACCUGUACCCAAACUAGGAGAGAUGGUGACCACACACGGCUGCAUCGAACCUGAUAAAGACAACAUCAGAGAUGAGCCGUACAGCCUCCCUCAGGGUUUCGUCUGGGAUGCGUUGGACCUUGGGAACUCUGCCGUGCUGAAGGAGCUGUACACUCUUCUGAAUGAGAACUAUGUGGAGGACGAUGAUAACAUGUUCCGCUUUGACUACUCGCCUGAGUUCCUUCUUUGGGCGCUGCGUCCUCCAGGCUGGCUUCCCCAGUGGCACUGUGGCGUAAGAGUGAACUCCAAUCAUAAACUAGUGGGCUUCAUCAGUGCCAUUCCAGCCAACAUCCGCAUCUACGACACAGAGAAGAAGAUGGUGGAGAUUAACUUCCUGUGUGUGCACAAGAAGCUGCGCUCCAAACGUGUGGCUCCGGUGCUGAUCCGAGAGAUUACCAGACGGGUGAACCUACAGGGCAUCUUCCAGGCAGUCUACACUGCCGGAGUGGUACUGCCCAAACCAGUGGGUACCUGCAGGUACUGGCAUCGAUCUCUGAACCCACGUAAACUCAUUGAAGUAAAAUUCUCUCACCUGAGUCGGAACAUGACUAUGCAACGCACCAUGAAGCUCUACCGCCUGCCAGAGGCUAGGAAGACUCCAGGACUGAGAACAAUGACUAAAAAGGACGUUCCAGCUGUGCACCGACUGCUGCUAGAUUACCUCCGUCAGUUCUACCUGUCUCCAGUGAUGAGUGUGGAUGAGGUUCAGCACUGGCUCCUGCCUCAGGAGAACAUCAUUGAUACUUUUGUGGUGGAGAGUCCAGAGGGGAAGGUGACGGACUUAAUAAGUUUCUACACCCUUCCAUCCACCAUCAUGAACCACCCAGUGCACCGCAGUCUGAAAGCAGCCUACUCCUUCUACAACGUGCACACCAGCACUCCGCUGAUCGAUCUGAUGGGAGACGCUCUCAUCCUUGCCAAGACGAAAGGAUUUGAUGUAUUUAAUGCACUGGAUUUGAUGGAGAAUAAGACGUUCCUGGAGAAGCUGAAGUUCGGGAUUGGUGAUGGGAAUCUGCAGUAUUACCUUUACAAUUGGAAAUGCCCCAGCAUGGGCUCAGAGAAGGUCGGUUUGGUCCUGCAGUGACCAUCUCGAGUCAUCGAGCCCUUCCUUGCGACAUAGUAAAGCCACGUUUGACAUCAUGCACUGACCAGAAGGCAGAUGCUCUGGAGAGACUUCCAGGUUUAGGAAGAAAAAGAAGCAACUGCCCAUUAAUUGCAGUUGAACAGACCUUUUGGACCUGCACUACUGCUGGCAGACCAAGAGCGGAGUAUUUUCCUGAUUUUUCUCUUUCUCUCUGCACAUUUUUUCUCUGUCAUUUUUCUACUUUCUUCCUCAGUUCUUGAACCUAAAGCCACAUAUAACUGCAACAACUGCUAUGAUCGUGGUGAGACUUAAUAAACCACACACAGAAACAGCAGCGGCUCCAUCUUACAAACUCCUGAAAUUCUCAGAAACGUUAGUCAACCGAUUCAGUCCAGCAGCUUUACUUCUGUCCUAAUAUGAGAGGUACUUUUGCAAAAGAAAAGAGAAAAUUCCUGUCAUCCUUUUGUUUUUGUAAGAUGACUAUUAAAAAACACUAGAAAAUGCUUAUAACGGUGAAACAACAAACACAGAUAAUAAAAAUCCAGAGUGGACAUAACAAGGGCUGCUGUCAGUAUUUUUUCAUUAUUUUAGUAAUUUAGUGUUAAAACCAUGAGUGUCACUGACUUUCACACUUUGUGUGAGAAAAUAUCUGUUUUGUUUCAUUGCUUUUAUCACAUACUGACAACUAACAAUCCACAAUGAACUUAAAACUAAUGAUAUUUGAAGGGCAAUCGACGGAGUGUAAAAGUGGACGAUAUGGAAUAGUGCUUAGCAUAAAGGUGGUUGUAUUCAAAUGUGGAAAUUUAAAUAUUUAAAAGCUAUGAUGUUUCUGAGGUAAAAUACAUUUCUACUGGUAAGAAGAGUAAUAUACAGUACAGUAAACACAAGGGACAUAAGCAGUGAGACUGUUUCCUAUGAAAAGAGGUAAUAAGAAAAGCUAUAGUGUUGAUCGAAUACAGAUAUUAGGGAAGACCUAUAUCAGUGGGUAUUAUGAUAAAAAACGAACCACAAUCUUUUGCUUUUUGUGAUGGAGGAAGGAAAAAUGGUAAUUAUGGAGAAUUUUGUGCUGAAUAAAAGUUGAUGUGAGUG
This is a messenger RNA of Trichomycterus rosablanca, 2550 nucleotides long. It is a transcript of the gene nmt1a, whose product is annotated as N-myristoyltransferase 1a. Gene Ontology annotation, biological process: N-terminal peptidyl-glycine N-myristoylation. The coding region runs from base 1 to 1461 and encodes 486 amino acids. Gene Ontology annotation, molecular function: glycylpeptide N-tetradecanoyltransferase activity. The transcript has 12 exons. Gene Ontology annotation, cellular component: cytoplasm. The record is from RefSeq and is a predicted model, not a curated record. Lineage: Eukaryota; Metazoa; Chordata; Actinopteri; Siluriformes; Trichomycteridae.